UUAUUUUAUUUUAUUUUUUUGUAUGCGCAUGAUCUAAAGCUUAUAUAAAGGCCCAGUGUAUCAUCUCUGCUUUUCUCAAUUAUCAAAACAAAUAAAUAAAUAAAUUAAUAACAAUGGUAUCCUUUCUUCAUACGCUUGUUCCUGCCCUGGUGUUGCUUCAAUUGACUUUGGCACUAAGAGUGAUUGAAAACUGUAAACCAGGUUAUGUGGCUCUUACUUAUGACGAUGGGCCCAAUAUAUAUACUUCAGCUCUUGUUGAUUUACUGAAGCAAGAAAAUGUAAAGGCUACAUUUUUUGUAAAUGGUGAUAAUUUCCUUCAAUUAGAGGAUAGUACAGAAGCUCAGAACGCAGUCAAGAAAGCGCAUCGUGCUCAACAUCAAAUUGCAAGCCAUACAUGGUCUCAUCAAGACUUGACUAGUAUUAUUGGUACAAGGCAAUUUGAUUAUGAAAUCAAGAAAUUAGAAAGUGUACUUCAAUCCAUUAUUCAUGUCAAUCAUCCGACCCCCUAUGGUGCUACGAAUGAUAAGGUCAACAAGAGACUUGGUUCUAUGGGCUAUGAUAUUGCCCUUUGGUCUACAGACACAAAAGACUAUGAAACACAUGAUUUAAGCACUGAAAUGGACAAUAUCCGGUCUUCAUUUAGUCGCAAGAACAAAAACAAAGGUUAUGUUAUUCUAUCUCAUGAUGUAAGUAACCUAUUCCAAACUAUAAGCUCAAUUGGAUUUCUAGGUAUUUGAACAAACGACGGUUGAAUUAACAAAGGCAAUGAUUAAAUAUAUUAAAGAACAAGGAUU
Messenger RNA from Gilbertella persicaria, 794 nucleotides. RefSeq lists its product as uncharacterized. Gene Ontology annotation, molecular function: hydrolase activity, acting on carbon-nitrogen (but not peptide) bonds. The record is from RefSeq and is a predicted model, not a curated record. Bases 114 to 737 code for a protein of 207 amino acids. The transcript is spliced from 3 exons. Gene Ontology annotation, biological process: carbohydrate metabolic process. Lineage: Eukaryota; Fungi; Mucoromycota; Mucoromycetes; Mucorales; Choanephoraceae.